This is a messenger RNA of Bacidia gigantensis, 681 nucleotides long. RefSeq lists its product as uncharacterized. Bases 1 to 681 code for a protein of 226 amino acids. The transcript has 2 exons. Gene Ontology annotation, molecular function: DNA-binding transcription factor activity, RNA polymerase II-specific; RNA polymerase II cis-regulatory region sequence-specific DNA binding. Gene Ontology annotation, biological process: regulation of transcription by RNA polymerase II. NCBI's taxonomy places the organism in Eukaryota, Fungi, Ascomycota, Lecanoromycetes, Lecanorales, Ramalinaceae. The record is from RefSeq and is a predicted model, not a curated record.
AUGGAUAAUUAUCAGCGUGACCCCCGUUCUUUCUCUUCAACGCCAGAUCAAGCUCGCGGAUUGAAUGGAAGACAGUCACUCCCCAUGCACUCUGGACCACCACAGACGCUUCAGUCGUGCUCCAUACGACGCUCAAUCGAGGGGCCCUGGAGCGCCAUCGCUCCCCCAUCAACACAUCCCUAUGGUCCCACCAGCCCCACGAGGAAUGGGUUUGGUGAUGGUCGAGGGAUGCCUACCAAUCCAGGGUAUGCCGCGCAGUAUCAGCCAAGCCCGCAGUAUGCGCAAACCUCUUCUCCAAGCAACGGAUAUCCAUCGCCGUACGCCGAGUCCUCGCCAGGCGCGUAUGGCCAAGACCGUCACAACAGCGUUCCCUACGAUCCCAUGGACGAGCGGCCAGCGAGACGUCGGAGAGGAAACCUGCCAAAGUGGGCUACGGACUUUCUGAAGCAGUGGUUCUUCGAACACAUCGCUCACCCGUAUCCGACCGAACAGGAGAAGCAAGAGCUCUGUAAAAGGACCGGCUUGGGCAUGACUCAAUUGAGUAACUGGUUCAUCAACGCAAGGCGCCGACAACAUCCGGUGUUGCAAUCUCAGGUCGCUGCAGAGAACAUGAUUCGACAGGGUUCUAACCACACAGGUAACGGUGAGGACCGCGAGGGUCUAGAUGGAAGACCUCGCUGA